Molecule: messenger RNA, 954 nt
Organism: Aureococcus anophagefferens
Lineage: Eukaryota; Pelagophyceae; Pelagomonadales; Pelagomonadaceae
Exons: 1
Coding region: 1-954 (317 amino acids)
Cellular component (GO): endoplasmic reticulum
Molecular function (GO): UDP-glucose:glycoprotein glucosyltransferase activity
Source: RefSeq, a predicted model, not a curated record
AUGGAGGACGUGGAGCUGCUCGGGGACAAGGCCGAUGACGACGACGAUUCCGGCGGCGGCUACUUCAGCGGCUUCUUCUCGAAGAAAGCCCCAAAGGCGAACGACGACCUCGACACGGUCCACGUCUUCUCGCUGGCCACGGGCGCCCUCUACGAGCGCAUGCUCAAGAUCAUGAUGCUGAGCGUGCGCAAGCGCACGUCGGGCCCCGUCAAGUUCUGGCUCUUCGAGAACUACCUGACGCCGGAGUUCAAGCGCGACGCCGAGCGGCUCGCGGCGGCCAAGGGCUUCGACGUCGCCUACGUGACCUACAAGUGGCCCGAGUGGCUGCGGCGCCAGACCGUGAAGCAGCGCAUCAUCUGGGGCUACAAGAUCCUGUUUCUGGAUGUGCUGUUCCCCCUGGACGUGAGGAAGGUCAUCUACGUCGACGCGGACCAGGUCGUCCGCGGCGAUCUGCGGGAGCUCUGGGACACGGACAUGGGCGGCAAGCCCUACGGCUACGUGCCCUUCUGCGACUCGCGGCCGGAGACGCUGGGCUACCAGUUCUGGCGGAGCGGCUACUGGAAGGACCACCUCCGGGGGAAGCCGUACCACAUCUCCGCGCUUUAUGUGGUAGACCUCGACGUCUUCCGGAAGCACGCCAUCGGCGACGAGCUCCGGGGCGUCUACGACCAGCUGAGCCGCGACCCGAACUCGCUGUCGAAUUUGGACCAGGACCUGCCCAACUACGCGCAGAACUCCAUCCCGAUCCACUCGCUGCCCCAGGACUGGCUCUGGUGCGAGUCGUGGUGCUCCGACAAAUCCAAGGAGACGGCGAAGACCAUCGACCUCUGCAACAACCCGGAGCACAAGGAGAACAAGCUCACCAUGGCCAAGCGCAUCAUCGACGGCCGGCCCCUCUUCCCCGAGUCCUGGGUCCAGCUCGACGACGAGGUCAAGAACGCGACCGCGGCCUAG